UUGUUUGUUUUUGUUUUUGUAUUCAUUCAUUAAUUCAUUCAUUCAUCAUCAUCAUCAUCAUUGAUCAUUGAUUUAUAAUUUGAAAGAGUUUUGAGAUCUGGUCGAAUAUUUGGACGGGGCAAUCGAAUAAUAUGUUCAAGCAAAUAAAACAAAUAUAUAAUGUUUCGUGAAAUGGAAUCAUCAAUGUGAUGGAAAAAACAUUCAUACUAUUCGAAUUUGGCUGAUUAUACGCUACAUAAUUGUGAAGAAAAGAAGAAGAAGCACAUUAAAUUUGCACAUGUUUACAGACAAAAAAACUUCAACAAUUGAGAAGAAGAAGAAGAAGAAAGAGAAAAGUUUUUUCAAAAAAAAAAAAAAAAAUCUGACAAUACAAGACAAUGGAAAUACAUAGGAAAAAAAAGCAACGCGAAAGAAAAAAAAACCGAACCAAAGCAACCGAAAAUGAUCAACGCAACGACGGCUACCACAACAGCAACAACAACAACAACGACGACGACGACGACGACGACGACGACGACACCAAUAACGUCAACGAUAAUGACAAUAACGAAUUACGAGUAUUCGAAAUACGAAUGGCUAUUUAUCGAUAAUUUUUUACGAUGAUGAAAUGAUUUUUUUUUGUCUGGUGUUUACAUCGAGGAAAAAAAAUCCAAAAAAUGUGAAUGAUCUCCACUGCCACAUUUUUAAAAUUCGAUCAAUCCAUCCAUGAAUCUGUUACUUUUUUUUUAGGAUUUUAAAGAAUUUUAUGAUUUCAAAAAAAUUUUUUAUUCAACACAACAACAACAUUCUGAAAAAAAAGAUGGCCACAAAAGGUGCAUCCAAACAAACGGCGCUAGAUUUUCAACAAACUUUGAUGUAUGGUCAAUAUAAAGAAGACCUUGGAAGAUUUGCAAGAACACAUGCACAAAAAUUAAUUGAUGGAAAAUUACAAAAACGGGAACGACGAAUUCUUCCCGAAAAAUAUCAACGAAAACUAACAGCUUGCUGUACAAUAACAUGGAGAUAUACAUUUGCCAAGAUUGGUGAAGAUUGGCUAUUUUUAGCCAUGCUUGGCAUUAUAAUGGCCACUAUUAGUUUUAUAAUGGAUUUUUUCAUUAGUCAAUGCCAAAUAUCAAGGAUAUGGCUUUAUGAUGAAUUGCUCAAUCAGAAUCUUGUAUUCCGUUAUGUUGGUUGGACGGCCAUACCGGUUUUUCUUGUGUUAUUUGCUUCCGGAUUUGCACAUCUAGUUUCACCACAAGCAGUUGGAUCCGGUAUACCUGAAAUGAAAACAAUACUACGAGGUGUUAUAUUGUAUGAAUAUCUAACAUUUAGAACAUUAAUUGCAAAAAUUGUUGGUUUAACCUGUACACUUGGUAGUGGAUUACCAUUGGGUAAAGAAGGACCUUUUGUACACGUAGCUUCGAUUGUUGCCACAUUGCUUUCGAAAUUGAUUGCAUCAUUUCAGGGUAUCUAUGAUAAUGAAUCACGGACAGGUGAAAUGCUUGCUGCUGCUUGUGCUGUUGGUGUUGCGGCCACAUUUUAUGCACCAAUUGGUGGUGUAUUAUUUUCAGUGGAAGUAACGACAGUUUUCUUUGCCGUACGUAAUUAUUGGCGAGGAUUUUUUGCCGCUUGUUGUAGUGCAACCAUUUGGAGGCUAUAUGGUGUUUGGUUUAAAAAAGAAGCGGCAAUCACUGCAUUGUUUAAAACAAGUUUUCGUUCUGAUUUUCCAUUUGAUCCACAAGAAUUGUUUGUUUUUGCAUUCAUUGGUAUUAUUUGUGGUUUCGGUGGUGCUGGUUAUGUUAAAUUUCAUCGUAAAAUUGUUCAAUUUAUUCGUAGCCAAAAGAAAUUGAAUGCAUUUUUGCAGAAAAACCGAUUUAUCUAUCCCGGUAUUGUUACAUUUUUAUUGACAACCGUAUCUUUUCCACCGUUUUUUGGCCAAUACAUGGCAUCAACACUAUCAACUCAUGAUACUUUGGAAGAUCUCUUCAGUAAUAUUACAUGGGGUCUUGAAUCAAAUGAUUCAACAAGAUUAAAAAUGGUUAAACAUUGGUCAACUGAUCAUACAUCAAUUUAUAUGAAUCUUGUUAUUUAUAUUUUUAUGACCGCAUGGAUGUCAUUAUUGGCAUCAACCGUUCCGGUACCAAGUGGUACGUUUAUUCCGGUCUUUAAAAUUGGUGCCGCUUUAGGCCGAUUAGCUGGUGAAAUGAUGGCAUUAACAUUUCCGGCUGGUAUUCCAUUCGAAGGCUAUACAACACCGAUUGUGCCCGGUGGUUAUUCCGUUGUUGGUGCGGCAGCAUUUACCGGUGCAGUAACUCAUACAAUCAGUAUAUCGGUCAUCGUAUUCGAAUUGACCGGACAAAUGACACAUAUGAUUCCAGUAUUAGUAGCGGUAUUGAUAUCUAAUGCUAUCUCUCAAACAUUAGAUUUAUCUAUCUAUGAUUCAAUCAUUCAAAUCAAACGUCUACCAUUUUUACCACCCAUUCUUAGUACAUCAUCAUUGGCACAUAAUGUAUUUGUCGAAGAUUUUAUGGUUCGUGAUGUUAUAUUCAUUUGGCGUAAUUGUACUUAUCGUGAAAUUAAAAAAGUACUAGAAAGUCAUCGAGAUUUGCAUCAAUUUCCAUUGGUCGAUAAUGGUAUCAAUAUGAUUCUUUUGGGUUCAAUUCAACGUGAAGAAUUGUUGCGAUUAGCUCAACACCGACUAAGUCGUGAACGUCGUCUACAAGAAGUAAGACGUCGUUAUUCAAUUCAGGAUGCUAUAUCAAGUACAAGCACUCCAGAUCGAACGAAUUCAACAACGGCAACGACAACUGCAUCAACUUCAGUGAAUUCUUCACCAAAAGAAACAAUGAGGAAAAUGUCUCGAUUUGAAGUGAUACCUGUACAACAAUCAACUGAAAGUCUUAAAAAUCCAUCACCAAAACCGGUGACAAAGAUGCCGAAAUCCAUAUUGAAACAGACCGUUUCAUUUACAUAUUCACCAAACAAUACGAUUGGUGGCAUACAAGAUUCACGUUUACGACAAGCAUUUGAAAAUAUUUUCUUAAAAAGUCUGAAAUUGCAAGAUGCAAAUCCGGAAAAGGCAGCAAAACAGAAUUCAACACCACCAGCAACAUUACACCGCCGAGUACAAUUGCCUCGUGAAAGAGUUAUCGAUAUGUCACCAGAAGAACAACUUGCAUGGGAAGAAGAUCAAUUAAAUAUGAUGGUCGAUUUUAAUGAAUGUAUCAUUGAUCCAUCACCGUUUCAAUUGGUAGAACGUACAACCAUAUAUAAAGUCCAUUCCCUUUUCUCAAUGCUUGGUUUGAAUCAUGCUUAUGUAACUUCGAUUGGUCGAUUAGUUGGAGUCGUUGCACUGAAAGAUCUUCGUGAAGGUAUCGAAAAAAUGAAUGCCGGCCUGAUUGUUCCACGUAAUUCAACGGAUUCAAAUUAUUUUAAUAAUCUUGAAUGUGAUUCACAUUAUGAAGAUACAUUAACAUCAUUAGCUACAAAUGAUUCCGAAGUAAUAAGACAAAAUGAUUAGACUAUGUAUAAACUAAUUAGCUGAUAUCAUAUCAUAAUUGAAUUUUUUAAUUUUUUUAAAUUUUAUUUUGUAUAUCUUACAAAUGUACAAACUCACACACCCACACACACACACACACCCACACACACGUACAAUCAACGAAAUGAUUCCUUUUGACUUAUUGUCUUUCAGUAUUGAUCAAAGAAAAAUAUUAGUGAUUGAUUAAUUAAUUGAUACAAAUCAAA
Dermatophagoides farinae (American house dust mite) is the source of this 3723-nucleotide messenger RNA. It is a transcript of the gene ClC-a, whose product is annotated as chloride channel protein 2. Gene Ontology annotation, cellular component: plasma membrane. The record is from RefSeq and is a predicted model, not a curated record. Gene Ontology annotation, molecular function: voltage-gated chloride channel activity. NCBI's taxonomy places the organism in Eukaryota, Metazoa, Arthropoda, Arachnida, Sarcoptiformes, Pyroglyphidae. Gene Ontology annotation, biological process: chloride transport; transmembrane transport.